AAUUACAGCGCAUCAACAAUGGCUUUUAUUAGUGCAGUCGCCGCCAUUUUUUUGUUUUACCUACACCUUUCUUAUAAAAAUGGUACUUUCCAACGGUUAUCAAUGGAAAUUCGAAUAAUUUUGCUAAAAAAAUUUUUAUUAGAUGCAGUAAUGUGUACACUGAGCAUUAUUGGUUUAAUUGUUUGUUUAACACUUGCUGGUAUAUGGAAACAAACAAUAACAAGCGAGGGACUAAAAGGUGAAAAUUUGUGGAUAACUUCUGUUUGGUGUUGGAUGACCUCGAAGUGGACGAUGAUGUCGACGAUUCAUUUACGACAUUAUUCAGCAGAUGUAAUGAAUAUUCCGCUUCUUUCUUGA
Dracunculus medinensis (Guinea worm) is the source of this 357-nucleotide messenger RNA. Lineage: Eukaryota; Metazoa; Nematoda; Chromadorea; Rhabditida; Dracunculidae. The record is from the annotation of a GenBank genome assembly.